Molecule: messenger RNA, 5190 nt
Organism: Alligator mississippiensis (American alligator)
Lineage: Eukaryota; Metazoa; Chordata; Crocodylia; Alligatoridae
Exons: 3
Coding region: 1446-2492 (348 amino acids)
Source: RefSeq, a predicted model, not a curated record
UGUAAUAGUAAGGGCUUUGCUUAAUGUUCAUAGCAAGGGUUUUGUAUGCUAACUCCAUAGUAGGCCGGUGAAACAGCAUGUAGCUUUUUGCUCUGUGAGCAUGACUAAACCAUGAACCUAGAUAGUAGAAUGUUGUAUUACAGUGGAAUGUGGGAAACACCAGGUAUGGUGGAUCAUGGCUCAUCCCCAAAUUCUUAGCUUGAGAUAACCAAAUCCCUAGUUUGAGAUAACAUUAUUUACUCCAGACUAUAUAAACUGUAUAUUCUUAAGUUGCAACGUUCUUAAGUUCCUCCACUCUGGCAAGACAUCUGACUUGCAUGGAGUCCAGUGCAGGCUAUUGCAUCCCUGGGAUUGGGACACUCUGGGGCCAGGGGAACUAUGCGGGGUGGCGACUGUCGCCUCGAGCUGAUGUGAAGUCACCAUGCUCUCUGCUCCGUCUGAUUGCCUGCCUCUGUGAGUAUUCUUAAAGGGUGAGAACAACCGUGAGUACAUACUUUGUUCAAGCGCGGGGAAUCUUCUGAACCCAGUAGUUCAUUCUAAGACAGGGGGGGACUACUCAGGAGGGGUAAGUCCCACACCUUCCCUCUGCACAGUGCACAGCCCCCCUCCACCCACCACAGCAGCAGUGGUCACUGGAGCACUCAGGUCCUCCUACUGGCAGAGCACCCCCAUAGCAUGGUGUGGCUCCAGCCAUGAGGGACCCAGUGCCACCUGUGCCACAUAGCAUGGGCCUGGCUUGGCCUGACCUGGGGGCAUGCACCUUUGGGCAGGACCAGGCCACCCUUGCUGUCACUCAGUGCACCCAGCACCACACACAAGAGCCACACACCCUUGGGCCAGGUUGAGUCCUGUCUCCAUGGAGCCAACCUGGCCCAGUGGUGCACAGGGGACUUGGAGGCAGGACCUGGCUCAGCCUGAGGACAUUCAGCUCUUGCCUGGAAUGCCAGGGGCCCUAGAUGAGAAUGAGAGUGGCCCAGUCUUCCCCAAAGGUGCAUGCCCCCAGGCUGUGCCAGAUCUAGGCUGGGCCUGCGUCAUGUGGCACAGAUGACUGUAGGUCCCAGGUAAACGGGGCCACUCCCACUAGUGGGCCCUGAGUGCACCAAUGGCCACUGCUGCUUCUGGGCUGGGGGUGGUGCAUGAUGUGGGAAGAGUUUUCCCCACACCCACAGUCCCCCACUAACCAGUGCAGAGCGUGCAAACAGGGGGAGGGCUAGUGGGGACUGUUUCCCCAGGCUAGGGAGCACCCCCAGGGUUAACCCUUGGGGAACAGGCUCCAGGGGCACCGGAUCCCCCCAGCAGGGGAGCGUAGGGGGCGGGACUGCUGGCAGGCACUUCCGGGAAGCCAGGAGCACCUGAUUAGCUGUUGGGGCAGUGGCAGGAAUUUCAAACGGCAGGCUUUAAAAGCCACAGUUUGACAUAGCCCCCAACACUCAGGAGCCAGGCGCAUGGAGGAGAGGAGGGAUCUAGGCACACAUGCGUCCCGCACACACACGUGCCCCCUUACCAGACCCGUGGUGGAGGCGUAUGCAGCAGCAGCAGAAACAGCAGUGGGGGCAGCAACAGCUGAUCCCCCAAAGGUAAGUGGGGGAGAGGGACCCAGCACAGCUGAGCUGGAUCUGGAGGGGAAGCUCCCCGGAUCCCUUCUAGCUGAGCCGGUAGGGAGCUGCGCUCCUGAGCCAUGCUGCGUGAACAGAGCACGCAAACAGGCACGCUCUGUAAGAGUGCACCAGUGUUUGUGCCAGCGUUUGCACCGGCAGGUGGGCAGGAAGGGCCAGGAGGGAGACUCCUGCAAGGGUAGGGCGAAGGCACCACACAAAGCUCUAAGUAAACAGCAACUUAUACAAUGGUGGCGAUGCGGAGUGCUGCUAGGGCCUCUGCUCGGGGGGCGAUGUUUACCCAGGGCAUGUCUGAGGCCUCCAUCCAGACAAAGCCCAUGGGGGGGCUGGCAUCCCCCUGCCCCCCGGCCUGUGGGGGAUGCCCAGCAGGGCCGGGGGGCAGGGAAUGGGGGCCCCCACACCUGUCCUGCAGACAACCGUCUUAGGGCCCUGGAGGUGCAGGUGAGGGAGCUCCAGGAGGAGGUUAGCAGGCUGAGGGGAAUCAGGGAGGUGGAGGAUGAAAUUGAUGGUUAUUUCCUUUCCCUGCAGGACCAUGCACACAAGGAAGAAGCACCCCGGGAGGUGCCCUCCACUGAAGAGUGGCAGACGGUCACAUCCAGAACCAGGGCUGCUCACAGCAAAGCAGUAGCAGUUCCUCCAGUCCGGCUGGAGAACAAGUCUGAGGCCCUGGCAACACUGCAGGAGAAGGAAGGAGAGGAGGAAACCUCCACAGAGGAGGCAACUCCACACUCUUCAUGCUCUGAUCAGGCCAAAGGAGCUAAGCAGACCUGGAGAAGGAAACAUCAAGUGAUCAUCAUAGGUGACUCCAUCCUGAGAAGUACGGAGGGCCCCAUCUGUCGCCAGGAUCCCUCAACACUGAGCAGACGUGGAAGAUGACAUGAGACCUGCAUCAGAGAGACCAACUGAUGGCUUCAGGAAUGGUGUCUCAAGGCAGGCUUUGGCUUCCUAGACAACGACCCACAUAUCACGAUGAGGGACAUGCUCGGGUGGGAUGGGCUUCACCUUUCCCCCAUAGGUCAAUCUGCUCUCUGGAUGGGAGUGAGCCCACGGGCCACCCACCUGCACUCUGCAGGAUCCACUGGGGUGUGGGCUCGCUGCUGUACUUGGGGGUAUACCUGUCCCACACAGGCCCCUCCCCACCAGAGAACUGGCACCAGCUGGAGGCAAAAGUGGUGGAGCAGCUCCAGGCACAGGCAGGGCUCCUGUGAUGUCUGUCCCUGCAUGGGAGAAUGCUGGUGCUGAACCAGAUGGUCCUGUCCAUGCUCUGGCACCGCUUGCACACCCUGCCUGUGCCCCCUGAGGUCCUGGCAGGAGUCCAGAAAUGGGUGCUGGAGUUUUUCUGGCCGGGACAGCACUGGGUCACUGCAGAGGUCCUGAGCCUCUCCUUCUGGGAGGGCAGCCAGGGCCUGGUUUGCCUGCACAUCCAGGUCUUGGCAUUCCACCUUCAGGCCAUGCAGUGUCUCCUAUAUGGUGUCAGCAGCCACGCAGGAUGGGCCACCUAGAAUGCACUUUCCUCCUCCACUUCUGGGGGCUCCGAUAUGACUGGCAGCUCCUCAGCCUGCAGGGUUUCUCCCUGCAGGACCUACGAGCACUGCCAGAUUUCUACCAGGACCUUCUCCAGCUCCCCCGCAACCAUUGCCCAGGGUGCUAACCUGCUCAUCAAGUCCCACUUCUGGGACCUCCUGCUGGAGGUGCCAAUGGCAGAGGUGUACCGGUUGCGAUAGAGGUUGAUCCUGGCUGGUGUCACCUGUAUUGGAGACCUCCUGGAUUACAAUAGGCAGGGGUGGGUGAACCCCUCUGCGCUGGCCCGGUGCAUGGGUCUCCCCACGUCACAUGCAACCUGCCCUCUGGUCCAGGAGGUGAAAUCUGCCCUACCGCCUGACACCCUUGCCUUUGUUGACCAGGUCCUGCAUGGUGAUGGUUCCUGCCCCUCUCCCCCCACCCCCCCCAAUGUUCUCCAGCCCACAGGAAUUUGUUGUGGGCCUGACUCCUCACCUGGCUUCAUGGCGCUCCCUGCUUCACCACCUGAGCUGGCUGGAGGACACCAGACUGGUCCGCUUUUCCACCGUCCAUUGCCAUCAUCUCUAUAUGCUCAUGCGCUGCACUGUCCAUCAUGCCACCCUUGUGUCCAGCCUGGACACCAAGUGGUGGGACCUGCUCGGCAAGGGCAUGGCUGGGGCAUGCCAGUGGCUAAGUCAGUACUCCACCCUCAUCCCGCGAGCCACUGGGGACCUCAGCUGGUGGCUUCUCUAUGGAGCUAUUGCCAUGGGCGUAUAUGUGGCAAGCGUCACGGACACCACAGUCUCCUGCCCCUUCUGUGGGCAGAGGGAGACCCUGGCACACAUGACACUCGAGUACACCAGGCUGCAGCUCCUCCACCGCCACCUCCAGAGCCUUCUCUUGGGGUUCUGGUUGAAUUUCACCCCCCCACCUUUUUGUUUUUGAUCACCCCAUUCAUGGCCCCACCAAGUCACAGGACCUCCUGGUCAACCUCUUCCUGGCCCUGGCCCUGGCCUUGGCCAAGCAGGCCCUGUAUUUGACCAGGAAGGAGGCUCUGGCUGGGAAGGUGCAAAGAGACUGCAGGUCCACUUUCCUUUCACUUGUCCAUGCACGUCUCUGGAGCACCAGUGGGUGGCAUCCACUGGCUCCCUGGAUGCCUUUGAGUACUGGUGGGUGCAGCCUGGGGGACUCUGCUCGGUGUCCUCCUCAAGCACACUUAUUUUCACAUUUUGACCCUUUGACCCACAUGACACUCCUAUCCUGUUUUACCUUUUUUAUCCUAAGAAUUCUGUUGUAUCUUUCACCCAUUGGCCCCACACAGUAGGGGCCAUUAGUUAGCCAGGUGGGCCUUAGCCCACUAUACUUGAAGGUACAAAUAGAGAGGAGCUUCUGGGGCCCAGACAAUUGGUACCUGGAAACACUACUUCUUGUGCCAGCUGGACUGCUGAAGCAGUCCUGAGAGUUCCCUGCACCCUUUACCCACUGCAGCAGCCUGGCAGUGGGGGCUGCUGCCUGGCUGUGGCCUGCUGUACACCUGCCAGACCCAGAUGAAGCAUCUGCCCCUCUGGGCCAGUUGCCAGUGGGCUGUGGUUGCAGAGUUGGCCUUUGUGCAGCAUUACUGCCAAGUGUGCCUGCUGCCCAACCAUCUGGGCAGCUAUCACUCAGAAGAUGUUCUGGGUGGGGUGACCUGUUUUGAACUGUCAAAGCAUGUCCUCCUGGCUCCAGUUGGCCAGGAGUUCAGCCUCAUCCAGCUGGGCCACAGCCAGCUGGGUCCAAGGCACCAGAUCUGAGCAAGCAGGGUCCUGCCACGGGCCUUCCUAGCAGGAAUUCUGGUGUCCCCUAUUAGAAAACUGAAAAAUCUCUGAUAAAAAAAUCCCCAAGUCACUCUGUAAAAUACCGCAAAAUCCAUGUUCCUCCACAAUUAGAACAAAAAAACACUAUAAAGAGAGAGAGAGAGAGUGACACAGAGAGACAGUGAUCAGUUGAGCAAUGUUGUAUUGAUAUAUCUACAGUGUUAAAUCAGUUUGGAAGACUACCAGUGUCUCUAUCAUAAUAAUAAAGUGAACUCAAAAUA